This is a messenger RNA of Rhinopithecus roxellana (golden snub-nosed monkey), 1060 nucleotides long. It is a transcript of the gene MTIF3, whose product is annotated as mitochondrial translational initiation factor 3. The transcript has 5 exons. NCBI's taxonomy places the organism in Eukaryota, Metazoa, Chordata, Mammalia, Primates, Cercopithecidae. Gene Ontology annotation, molecular function: ribosome binding; translation initiation factor activity. The record is from RefSeq and is a predicted model, not a curated record. The coding region runs from base 192 to 1028 and encodes 278 amino acids. Gene Ontology annotation, cellular component: mitochondrion. Gene Ontology annotation, biological process: ribosome disassembly; mitochondrial translational initiation.
CCCUUACUGCCUGGCACCUCUGGGGCAGAACAAGCCAGGCGAAGGGCGCCUGCGCAGGGAAGGCUGAAGAAAUGCACUGUUCUUGCUGCCUGCUGCUGCGGGAGGAGACCUUAUGGGGGAAGCUAUCAUUCUUCUCUACAGAAGAGCUUUUUCUCAUCAAUCGGGGGUGAUUACAGUUCUUCCUAAAAAGGAUGGCUGCUCUUUUUCUAAAGAGAUUAACACUACAAACUGUGAAGUCUGAAAAUAGUUGCGUUAGAUGUUUUGGUAAACACAUCGUGCAAAAGACAGCACCAGCACAGUCGUCCCCUAUUGCUUCUGCCCUGAGACUCUCCUUCCUAAUUCAUGCAGAAGCCUUUAGUACCACUGAAGACACCCAGAAUGAAGGAAAAAAGAAAAAAAAGAGUCAAACAGCUUUUAGUAACGUUGGAAGAAAAAUUAGUCAGCGAAUUAUUCACUUAUUUGAUGAGAAGGGCAAUGAUAUGGGGAACAUGCACCGAGCAGAUGUGAUUAGACUUAUGGAUGAGCGAGAGCUGCGACUGGUCCAAAGGAACGCCAGCACAGAGCCCGCAGAGUACCAGCUCAUGACAGGACUGCAGAUCCUCCAGGAGCGGCAGAGGCUGAGGGAGAUGAAGAAGGCUAGCCCCAAAACUGGACCAACCCUGACAAAGGAACUGACUUUUUCUUCAAAUAUUGGACAACAUGAUUUGGACACAAAGAUUAAACAGAUUCAACAGUGGAUUAAGAAAGAACGCCAAGUCCGGAUUACUAUAAAGAAAGGAAAAAAUGUAGACGUGUCAGAAAAUAAAGUGGAGGAGAUAUUUCAUCAAAUACUCCAGACUAUGCCUGGAAUAGCUACAUUCUUAUCUAGGCCACAAGCUGUUCAAGGAGGAAAAGCUUUAAUGUGUGUUCUUCGUCCUUUAAGCAAAAAUGAAGAGAAGGCACGUGGAGAAACUCAAAAGACCCAGAAAAGAGACACUUUGAACCAAGACCAUGGAAAUGAUAAGGAAUCAAAUGUUCUGCAUCAGUAAUUUUAAUAAAGAAAAGUAUGAUCUGAGAGAAA